Messenger RNA from Pecten maximus, 5865 nucleotides. Its product is annotated as regulator of nonsense transcripts 1-like. The transcript is spliced from 24 exons. Gene Ontology annotation, biological process: nuclear-transcribed mRNA catabolic process, nonsense-mediated decay. The coding region runs from base 150 to 3488 and encodes 1112 amino acids. The record is from RefSeq and is a predicted model, not a curated record. NCBI's taxonomy places the organism in Eukaryota, Metazoa, Mollusca, Bivalvia, Pectinida, Pectinidae. Gene Ontology annotation, cellular component: cytoplasm. Gene Ontology annotation, molecular function: RNA binding; DNA binding; ATP binding.
GUCAACUACCAGAGAACGAAAUGGCGUGAAACAUUCGGGAAAACAUUUCUACUUUCAGUUCAAAAUUUAACGUGUUUCGAGCAGUUAUUCUGACGCUGCCGUUUUUAGUUCGCCUCACUUUUAUAUAGUUCUAAGGAAACGGCCAUGACAUGAUGAGUGUUGACGCUUAUGCCCCAAAUUCCCAAACACUCACGUUCCUGGACACCGAGGAAGAUCUCCUCGGAGCGGAUACUCAAGGCACAGACUUCGACUUUACAGAUUUUACAUUACCAUCACAAACACAGUCGCAGACCCAAGCCUCUCAGCUAGAACCUGGACAGAGCCAAAGUCAGCAACCCAAUGGUGUUGAUAUACCACUACAAAAUGGAUUGGAUAAGGGGAUUGGAGUCAUCGCACAAGGGGUGGGUGAGCUCAACUUCGAGGAGGAGGAAGAGGAACAGUUUUAUAUGAAAGAUCUUCCCAAACAUGCAUGCUCAUACUGUGGAAUACAUGACCCAGCAUGUGUGGUGCUGUGUAACUCCACCAAGAAGUGGUUCUGUAAUGGCCGUGGUAACACAUCAGGCAGCCACAUCAUCAACCAUUUGGUGAGAGCUAAGGCUAAGGAGGUGACGCUCCACAAGGAUGGACCACUGGGGGAGACUGUCCUCGAGUGCUACAACUGUGGCUGUCGUAAUGUGUUCCUGCUUGGCUUCAUCCCAGCCAAGGCCGACUCUGUGGUGGUGUUACUGUGUAGACAGCCAUGUGCUACACUCACCAACCUCAAGGACAUGAACUGGGAUCCCAGCCAGUGGCAGCCCCUGAUCCAGGAUCGACAGUUCCUAGCCUGGCUGGUAAAGGUGCCCUCAGACCAGGAACAAAUGCGAGGACGGCAGAUCUCUGCCCAACAGAUUAACAAACUGGAGGAGUUAUGGAAGGACAACCCUGAUGCUACACUUGAAGACUUGGAGAAACCUGGGGUAGAUGAAGAGCCCCAACAGGUCCUUCUGAGAUAUGAUGAUGCCUACCAAUACCAGAACAUAUUUGGUCCCCUGGUGAAGUUAGAGGCAGACUAUGAUAAGAAGCUGAAGGAGUCCCAGACCCAGGAUAACAUUGUGGUUCGCUGGGAUGUUGGCCUGAACAAGAAGCGUAUCACAUACUUCCACCUCCCCAAGGCCAACGAAGAAAUGAAGCUGAUGCACGGAGAUGAGUUACGGAUCCGUUACAUGGGAGAACUUCACAAGCCUUGGUCUGGUGUUGGACAUGUCAUCAAGAUCCCAGAUAACCAUAGUGACGAGGUGGCCAUAGAACUGAAGAGUAACGCUGGUGUGCCCACAGAGUGUACCCAUAACUUUGUAGUGGACUUUGUCUGGAAGUCAACAUCGUUUGACAGAAUGCAGGCAGCUCUGAAGACUUUUGCUGUUGAUGAGACCUCAGUUUGGGGCUACAUUUACCACAAACUGCUCGGACAUGAAGUGGAGGAUGUCGUCAUCAAAUGUCAGCUUCCCAAGAGAUUCAGCGCCCUUAACCUGCCAGAACUGAACCACUCUCAGGUGUACGCAGUGAAGACUGUCCUGCAGCGACCCCUCAGUCUUAUCCAGGGUCCUCCAGGGACAGGUAAAACUGUAACCUCUGCGACUGUGGUGUACCAUCUGGCCAAACAGAACUCUGGCCAGGUGCUGGUGUGUGCCCCCUCCAACAUUGCUGUGGACCAGCUUACCGAGAAGAUUCACAGGACUGGGCUCAAGGUGGUGCGCCUCUGUGCCAAGAGCCGUGAAGCCAUUGAGUCCCCAGUCUCUUUCCUGUCCCUACACAACCAGAUCAGGAACAUCGAGAGUGUGCCAGAGCUACAGAAGCUGCAACAGCUUAAAGAUGAGACUGGUGAACUGUCAUCUGCUGAUGAGAAGAGGUAUCGCUCCCUCAAGAAACAGUGUGAGAAAGAGCUGCUACAGCAUGCAGAUGUGAUCUGCUGUACCUGUGUUGGAGCAGGGGACCCAAGACUUGGAAAGAUGCAGUUCCGCUCUGUACUCAUUGAUGAGAGUACCCAGGCUACAGAACCCGAGUGUAUGAUCCCUGUGAUUCUAGGAUGCAGACAAUUGAUUCUGGUUGGAGAUCACUGUCAGCUUGGUCCAGUGGUGAUGUGUAAGAAAGCAGCUCGUGCUGGACUGUCUCAGUCCCUGUUUGAGCGUUUGGUUGUGCUAGGUAUUCGCCCCAUCAGGCUCCAGGUCCAGUACAGAAUGCACCCUGCACUCAGCGCCUUCCCUUCAAACAUCUUUUAUGAAGGCUCUCUGCAGAAUGGGGUUGCCCCAGCUGAUCGUACAAGGAAGAAUCUGGACAUUCCUUGGCCUCAGGCAGACAAGCCGAUGUUCUUCUACACGACAUCUGGUCAGGAGGAAAUCUCAAGCUCUGGCACCUCCUAUCUCAACAGGACUGAGGCAGUCAAUGUAGAGAAGAUUGCCACCCGUUUCCUACGAUCAAGCAUCAAACCUGAACAGAUCGGUAUCAUCACACCUUAUGAGGGACAACGAGCAUACAUUGUCCAGUACAUGCAGUACAGCGGAUCUCUUAACAAGAAGCUGUACCAGGAGAUUGAAGUAGCCAGUGUGGAUGCUUUCCAAGGGAGGGAGAAAGACUUCAUCAUUUUGUCAUGUGUCAGAUCCAAUGAACACCAGGGAAUUGGAUUUCUGAAUGAUCCACGUCGUCUGAAUGUAGCUCUGACUCGAGCAAAGUAUGGAAUCAUCAUUGUGGGUAACCCUAAAGUCCUGUCAAAGCAACCUCUGUGGAACCACCUGUUGACUUACUACAAGGAGCAGAAAUGCCUGGUGGAGGGACCCCUCAACAACCUCAAGGAAAGCCUGAUACAGUUCAGCAAGCCACGCAAGCUUGUCAACUCAGCCAACCCGGGUGGCAGAUUCAUGAGUAACAUUAUGUUUGAUGCCCGAGAAGUACUUAUCCCUGGUAGUGUGUAUGACAGAACCCAGGGAUAUCGUGAACCAGCUGUGGUCCGUCACCAUGACCAGCUGAGUUAUAUUGGACCUGAGCGUGCCUAUACAGGCCCCGCUCUCAACCUGCCAGUGCCAGUCAACAUGUUCAUACCUCCAAUGCCACAGCCCUUCAACACUCAACAGCCGGUUCACAUGAACAACAAGAACAAUCCACGACAGAACCAGCGUGGCUACAACUACCGCCAGAAGCCACCUCGAUACAGCAACACACAGACCACCCAGGGCUCACAGAUGAGUCAGAAUGGCAGUCAGAGCCAGGCUAGUCAGGAUGGUAUAUCCCAGCCGUUCUCGCAGGGUCCUCUGACCCAAGGGCCAAUGUCGAUGAGCCAGUCGUUCCAGAUGAGCCAGCCCGGCCUUUCGGGCCUGUCGCAGCCAGAACUGUCCCAGGACAGUUUCCUUGCUGACGACUUUAAGUCGCAGGCUGACGGCAUGUUGUCCCAGGACUCGACAUACCAGGGCGACCGCAUGUUCUAUGCCUCCCAGCUGUCACAAGGUCCCUUCAACUAGGACCGCCACUCACAAUAUCAGCCUACGGCAGAAAGAUGAAAUGAAAACUAAGUGAUCGAUCACACAAGAUCUUAGCUACCACAAUGUCUCUGACAGUACGAUGUGCACACAAUGAGCAGUGUCUGCUAAAGUGGCCUGCCAGGUAAAACUACCACCAACCACGGGCGUCGGCUUCCCACGGCCACACCUGAGGGAAACGUCCCCUCCCACAAGGCUGAGUGAGACAGCCACCGGGGUCCGACACAGCCAUCCGCUCACAUGACCGAUCAUGUGGCUCUAAAGCGGUAACGUGGCAUGUUGGUGGAGAUAUGAAUGGGCAGAUAUAUGCCACCUGCUAGGUGAAUCCGAGCAGACGACAGACACUGCUGGGCCUGUGGUUUUGAUGCCAUACUGAAGGGGUUCAGUGUAUCUGAACCCAAUGUGUGGGUAGCACUACAAGAUAUAAAUCAGAGAUCAUAUGUAGCCCUGGUUUCAUGCAAGAGUAGAUUUGAGAAACUACACUUAAACAAAAAUAUUGUGUUGGAAAAGAGUUUGGUACCAUCCGAGUAUUAGAAUGCAAGCUUAUAUCUAUCUUUGUGUUGAAAUAUAGUCUUUUCUUUCAGUUUAUUGUGUAUGGUGAUUUUUUUUUUAAUAAUUUUGCUUCCAUCUUUGAUAUAUAGCCGAUGUUAAUGGGGCGUUUCGUUGGAAUGUUCUAGAUAUGUAUGUCAAUCACAGCAGACACUUACUGUAUUACAUUGAUAAGGACUAUGGUUAAAACAGGUGAUGGUGAUACCAAGAAAUCAUGGGUGAGUGCAAAUGCUGAUCAGUUGUAGAGGUGUUUGGAGAGAAGCUACUUGACUAUAUCAGGUCUGUGUGAUGUGUACAGUUGUUGGUUUGUUCCUUAAUAUUCCAACCUCGUGUCUUCACCAACACGUGUUGUCAAUGAUUCUGCAGGUUUGUCUCUAAACAUGAAAAAUGGAGAUCCCUCUUGGCUCACGAAUUGUUGCUAUAAUAAAAAAAAUCACUGCCCUUAUUUUCCCUGAGAAGGAACAGACCCAUACCUUUUGCCUUGUGACAAAUAGAUGUCAAACUUUGAAGGUCGCUUCUUCAUUUACCAGUUGUUUACCCGUAAGUCUUUGAUUUUGAAUUGAAAAUGUUCAUUCAGUGAUUUAAGUCUUUCAUAACAGAUUUACAUUUUCGAUGACCAAUUUUGGCUAUACUGUAUGCUGCUGAAUAGGUGUUGUAGUUUUAACUUCUCGAGUAGGAUUUGUUUUAUCAUAACAAUACAUGAAAGUGAUUGCCCUAGUAUGAUAAAUGUCAAAACGCAAAUCAAGACAUGAUCAAGUCUCGAGGUGCAAUAUUUCUCUGUGAAAAUCUCAAUCCAGAGCAAGAUUCAGUUGUCCCGAACCAAGUUUUGUUUGAGUUCUUCCCCGUUUCAUUUGAUGAAAAAAAAAACAAAACUUUUUGUUAAGUAAAUCAGCUUUAAAGCAGAGACUGGAGAUCAGUUUAGGCCAGGGAUAAAUCUAAAUAGAAUGUGAAAUCAGUAUGCCACUUGUGGAGCCUUACUCAAAGGAAGAUAAGUUAUCUACAUGGGUCUGUUGAAUAAUGCAUAGGAGAUGAGUAGAUUCGGUGUGGAAGAUAUUAUUCUUGAGGAGAAGUGAGUUGUGUAAAUCAUACUUUUAUCAAAUUCAAGAAAGAUGGUCACAUGAAAUGUAUUUGAUUUAUGUCCUUUUUUAAUGUUGUGCAAUCUAAUAGUAAGAGUUAUUGUUUUUUAAAAUCAGCUAGCAAUAAAUUUGUACAGAAGAUGAUGUCUGUGUAAAGUUGGACCAAUUGCAAAGGAGCCAACUGGUAAGGAUUCUGAGAGAGACCAAUGCAAAUGUAAAGGAUGUGUUCAGUAUUUAACUCCAUGUCUAAAUCAGAUAUAUCUAUGUUCUCACUGCUAAUGUUAAUCUCCUUGUAUGGUUACUUGUGGGCAUUAAAAAGUUGAUUCAUUCACUCUGCUAGCUUCACUGCUGUGCUGAAGUAAAUAUUCCAAUGCAUGGAUUAUUUCACGUUUUUUCAUAGACUAGUUUUGUAUUUCUUCCAUGGGACGUUAUAAAAUUUUGUGACUUUAUGAUCAUUUAAAGGUGAAUAGAUUUAAAGUUAUUCUUUUCGUUUGCAUCAACCCCUGGUUUACAACCAGAAGUCGAGUUUCUUUGAUUAAUUGGUGUUUAGGAUGGCUAUCAAUGAAAUUUUGCUAGUAAAUAACAACAGAUUUUAGUUUCACAGAUAUUUUAGUGGUUAUCUUCCCUAGUGUGUGGCACCUUGAGUGCUUGGGCCGCUUUCCUGUAUCACUUUAAUUUGCUUCUAACCUUGUCCUGUACCUUUACUCCAAUAAAAAUUCUUCUGCUCCUUCAAA